Lampris incognitus (smalleye Pacific opah) is the source of this 5857-nucleotide messenger RNA. It is a transcript of the gene gon4la, whose product is annotated as gon-4 like a. Gene Ontology annotation, cellular component: nucleus. Gene Ontology annotation, biological process: regulation of DNA-templated transcription. Gene Ontology annotation, molecular function: transcription coregulator activity. The transcript is spliced from 26 exons. NCBI's taxonomy places the organism in Eukaryota, Metazoa, Chordata, Actinopteri, Lampriformes, Lampridae. The record is from RefSeq and is a predicted model, not a curated record. The coding region runs from base 27 to 4298 and encodes 1423 amino acids.
GGCGUUGUGGCGGGUUAUGGUUCUCCAUGAUGAGUUCGGUCCGCAAAUGGCCCAAACUCAGCCCAAGCAAAACUGCACCUUCCACCAAACCCCCACAGCAUGACAGCAAGGAACAGCUGGCUCCUCCCACCACAUCCCACAAUGCACUGCUCUUCCUGCCGGUGCUUUCAGAGGGAGGAGAAGAAGGGAAGGAGAUCCAGGAGGAAGAGGAGGGUUACCUCCUGGUAGAGGAAGAUACAACAGACUCCAGUCUAGUCAUUACAAUGGAGGAGAGUCAGCCUGUGGGGCGAGGCAGGAGGAAGGGGGGGCCGAACAGAAAGCGGAGGGUGCCACAGGAGGAGGAAGAGACAGGAGCAUCUGAGAGUGAGGAGGAGGUGGGAGUUGAGGUGGAGAUUGACAGGCAGCUGGACCAAUCGCUGGAGACCAAAUCCAAACAGCACAACCUGACCACUGUGAAUGUAAAGAACAUUCUCCACGAAGUGAUCACCAAUGAGCAUGUGGUAGCCAUGAUGAAAGCUGCCAUCAAUGAGACGGAGGCUGUUCCUGCUUUUGAGCCCAAAAUGACUCGCUCCAAGUUCAAGGAGGUGGUGGAGAAAGGGGUGGUGAUCCCGGCAUGGAACAUCUCCCCCAUCAAGAAGUCUAGUGAAGUCAAAGCUCCACAGUUUGUAGAUAUCCCCCUGGCUGAGGAAGACUCCUCUGAUGAAGAGUACCAUCCUGAGGAGGAGGAGGAAGAUGAGACGGCUGAAGAUACAUUCCAGGAGAGUGACUUAGAGAGUACGGCAUCAUCUCCAAGGGGCAGUAGAAUCUUCAGACAGGAAGAGGAGAGCUGGAGCCCCUGGCAGAGUUCUCGGUAUAGGUCAAGAUGUUUAAGAGCGGGGUCUGUGUCAAUGGGCCCGCCUCCUACACCUCAAGCCCCUGCCCCUAGAGCUGUGACUGACAGCUCCUUCCUGGAGAAGCUUCAUGCUGUGGAAGAGGAGCUAGCUGUCUGUAUGGAACCUUACCAGCCCCUGUCAGAUGAAGGACACGAUGGCAUGAUGGCCUAUCGGACACGCUCUAAACGUCCAUUACGGAAUGUCCCGUUGGGCCGGCUGGAGGCGGAGCUUAGGGCCCCCGACAUCACCCCCGACAUGUACGACUCAGGCACCGCCCACGAGGACAGGGAUUGGACUAAUUGGCUGAGAGGGCUGAUGAGCUCAGACGUGGAGAACGAAGAAGAGUGUGAUGACGAAGAUGAUCCAGAAUAUAACUUCCUGGCUGACAUUGAUGAGCCGGACCAGGAGGAUUACCGUGAUGACAAGGCUGUCCGCAUCACCAAGAAGGAGGUGAACGAGUUGAUGGAGGAGUUAUUUGAGACGUUAAAGGAAGACCUCACUGGUCGGGAUGUGGAUGAUGAAGGUCAUGAGGAAGAGGAGGAGCCACAGGAUGAGACACAGACUGUCAAUGCACACACUGUGCAAGAGGAUGUCACCAUCAGAUUGGAUAAGGCUGAUGCUGAAGAGCGGCCAAUCCUAGAGCUCCGCACGGUGAAACAGCAGCUGGCUCUGAUCCGGCAGCAGAGGAAACGUGGGUCAGACACGCACACACACUGUCCAGAACCCUUCACACUUACACUGGACCACGGACAGAAGGCCAGACUGCAGCAACAACUCCAGCAGCAUGUCCAACUACUGACCCAGGUUCACCUGCUGACCUGCCCAGUGCCAAAACUACACAGCGAGGCUGAGACCACCAGACAGUUCCUGUUUGAGUUGGACUUCCUGGCUCAGAGAGGAGAGAUGGUGGUCGGGGGUGAGCGGCCGGGUUUCACCAGCACUUUCAGAGCUCCUAACCUCCAGGAGGCGCUGAAGCUGCUAGAGGAGCUGAGACACGCUCCCAUUUCCUACCAGCCGAAGUACCAGCAGCCCAACGCACUAGGGCGCAUGCGUCAGUACCCUGUCAUGCCUGCCCAGCUGGCCUGGCUGUUCGCCGUGCGAUCCGUCUUCCUCUACCCUCAGUUGUUGCCGUGUGCCAGCCUGGACCCAGCCCUCUACUGCCCCCGCAGGGCCAUUGUCUUCACUGCAGCCGAGGACUGUCUCUUGGUUCUGGGUUUGCGAGCCAUGGAAGGGACCAGUGACCCAGCUAAACUGGUGUCCCAGUUCCUGCUGAGGAAGAGUCUGGCUCAGAUAAAACGAAGAAUCCUGCAGUGCUGCAGGCCAGGCUGCCCGGAUAACCUUAUCAAAGCUUAUCGUUAUCAGCGUGUUGUGAUGCCGAUGCCUGUGGCCUGUGGCAGAGUGAAUCCUGGAGACCUGCGCCCCCCUGUGGAGAGAGAGGAGAACAUCCUUCCUCUCUGGUUGGCGAGGAGUCUGCCUGUCAUCUAUCCAUCAAUCAAACAGUUCAACUCUCCAUCUGGCUCCGCCCCCCAGCCAAUAAUGACCAGCAGGCCCAGUCGCGUGCGGCGAUCCCACAGGGCCCUGCUUAGGUCUGGCAGGAAGUACAGCUUCCCCACAGGGACGCGUUACCCACCCCGUCUCCCUGACAACCUGGACUUCCAGCGAAUGGGUUUUGUACUCAUCCAAUCUCCUGGCCCCAGCCCCAGCCUGCCUGCUCCACCCAAACCGCCUGCUCCUCGCUCCUUCUCUCCCUCUCUGGGGCCCUUGCACCGCCCCAGAGCUCCACCCACUUCUAACACAGAAAUUACCCAGUGUUCUCCACAUGUCCUCCUCCACAGGCUUCCCAAAAUAGAUAGCGCAAGAGGAGACUCCGCUUCUCCUGCUGUGAUGUCACAGGUUAGAGAGAGAAUCACUUGGCACUACAGAACCUUCGCCAGCCUGCGAAGGAGACCACUGUCACCCAGCCCCCCCCUCCCUGACACGAGGGCAGACAGGUGGAGCAGGUCUGCUCUUAUCAGAGAGGACAAUCACAGAUUACCUCCUCUCCCCACCCCUUCUCAGCAGGAGUCUGAAAGAGAUGAACAGAGAGAGAGUGAAGGAGAGCAGGAGGAGGGGGGGAGCGAGGUCGACAUGCCUCUCCUUGCUCUCUCUGAAUCUUCCUGCAGUCCAGUAGGAAGCACUGUCCCCGGAGAGGCGGACUCAGAGGAGGAAGAAGGGAGGGUGGAGAUGCAGUUGCCAGAACCAUUGAAAAGGAGGAGGGGAGAGAUGAUGUCACCAUCAUCAUCAUCAUCAGAUGAAUCCACGUUGUCAGUCCCCGAAGAACAGGAGACGAUGGCUAGGUUGGGGUCAGAGGGAAAUGAGAAAGAGGAUGAGCAUGAGGAAGACACACUGGGGUCCCGAUCUGCCCUGAUUCAAGAUGAUAAAGAGGAUGAUGAUGAAGAUGCCUAUGGUCAGACAGAGAAGGAGGAGCUAGCCUUUGCUCAGGAUUACGUUCACCGAGUGUGUGAAGUGAUCCUGGGAGUCCCAGGCCAGGCACGGUGGUUGCUGGAGGUGUUGGAGGGUUUUAGGGAGCAGGGGGAGGAAUCGAGCCCAGUGGAGCUCUACUACAGCCUGGCCAAAGUGCUGGAACCCUGGCCCCGCCUCCUCCAAGACUAUGCCGCCUUCCUCACCGAACCACAGGCACAGCGCUGUGGACUGGUGACAGAACAGCGUCUCUUUCAGCGCAGCCGACGGUUUCUGCGGGAACUGGGGCGCUGUCUGGGAGAAGGCUCCUCCUGUUACCAGGAACUGGUGUCUGUUCUGCAGGGAGGCCCUGCCCCUGGACCGGAUGACAUACAGAAGAUCUCCUACCUUCUUAAAGACCACGCUCACAUCCAGCAGGAAUUCUGGGAAUUCUUCAGUGAGCUCUACACAAAACCGUUUCCCAUGACAGCCAACUCUGAGACUACAAGCAAAAACCCUGCUUCCCAGAGUGCCAGGAGGAGAAACGGUUGUAAGAGCGGUCAGCAAAGCAAACCGUUGGAGCGGAGAGGUAAACGUGAUGUAGAGGAGGAAGACGGUGGGCAGGAUGGAGAGGAAGAUGAAAGAAAGGAGGAGAAAGAAAGAGGAGUGGAGCGCGAGGACUCUCUGUCAGUCUCCAGAGGGCGUCCAGUUUGUGCCAAAAAUAUCUCGCUCACCCCGACAGGAGAGAAGGUCGUCCUCUGGACACGCGAAGCGGACCGAGCCAUUUUGACCGCCUGCCAGCAGAAAGGAGCCAAUCAGAAGACCUUCCGCCUCGUCUCUGCCCAGCUUGGCAACAAGACGGCCAAACAGGUCAGCAGUCGUUUUCAGGACCUGAUGAAACUUUUCCACUCAGCUGCCCAGAAACCCAUUUCCUGUUUAGUAGAGGACAAUCAGCCAAUUGGCAGCCAGGAGGCAGCCCCAGAUUGAACCCUAGCCAAUCACGUGAACAUCUCAGACACAGCUCUGUGCUGUGAUUGGUCUCUGGCCGUGCUGGACAGCGUGUGGCCUUCUAGUCGUUUUCCUCUACGCUGUGAUUGUAGUCAUCUGCCAUAUAGAGUGCUUCCCAGUGGCCGACCGGCUCAAACAGACUCGUGCUGAACAGGGGCAGACACAUUGACCGCACGAAACCUGCCACAGCUGAGGGACAGGACGGCGUCUGCCUGUUUGUCAGAACCCGUCCCAGGAGUUUGUAUGAAUGGCACUGGCUUUCACAUUUUAUUUUCGUUUUUCAAGUGUAGAACUUUUUUUGUAUUUUUUUUUUUAUCUCCCUUUUUCUCCCCAAUUGUACCUAGCCAAUCACCCCGCUCUCUGAGCUGUCCCGGUCGCUGCUCAACCCCCUCUGCUGAUCCGGGGAGGGCUGCAGACGACCACAUGUUUCCUCCGAUACAUGUGGAGUUGCCAUGUUGCUUCUUUUCACCUGACAGUGACGAGUUUCGCCAGGGGGACGUAGCACGUGAGAGGCUCACGCUAUUCCCCCUGGUUCCCCCUCCCCGCCGAACAGGCGCCAUUACCGACCAGGGGAGGCGCUAAUGCAGUGACCAGGAUACAUACCCACAUCUGGCUUCCCACCUGCAGACACGGCCAAUUGCAUCUGUAGGGACGCCCGACCAAGCUGCAGAUAACACAGGGAUUUGAACCUGCGAGCCCUGUGUUGGUAGGCAACGGAAUAGACCGCCACGCCACCCAGAUGCCCUUUUUGUAAUUUUUUUGAGGCUCAUCACACCACAGACAAGCCUUCAUCACCACGACAGCUGAAUAUAGGCUGACUGGAAACACUGAGUGAAGCUUAUCCAUCCUUUCUCAUAAGACCUGGAUGACCUGACGAACCAAUGAACCAUUGAAGAACUGGACAGUAUUAAGACCACCUGCUGGAGCAGCUGGGAGGGGUAGUUAAGUGCCUUGCUCAAUACUAAAACAUGUUAAUAUUGCUGCGAAUUAGGGGGGCAGUCCGGGAACCGCCACAGCCGGGACGCAGACCCGUAUCUCCUGCACCGGGGGCGACAGCGUUAACCAGUCGACUAAAGGGUCCGACCCGUCAGCCAAGGGCUAACGUGCCUACUUAUCCAUGCGUGUUACAAUAUGUUUUAAUAUACAUACAUUCAGAACCUCCACCUCAAAACCAGAUCCUCUCAGCCUACUCCGGAUUUCACUAGGCUUCGUCAUUAUUAACAUUAAUACUUAUUAUUAUUUUCAUAAUUAUUAAUAUGAAGAAGCAAUAGGAGAGGAGGAGGAGGGAAAGGCAGAAAGAGAAUACAGUUUACGUUGGGACGUCUACUAAAACCGUUUGAGGCCUCACCUGCUGCCUCUCUGUUUGGGUCCGUUGCUGUGAAUAGUUCGGUUCAUUGUGUGGUCGUUGAGAAUGAUCAUGAAUAAAAAUGUGAAUAAUCAAAAUCACUUAUCACAGGUGUUCUGUGAUCAGUUCUCCGAUUUAAAGGUUUUUGAAUACAAUUGCUGAACUGCUUGAAUGUCAAUAAAUUAUUUUUUUG